AUGGAAUCUAAUCAAGCUUCAGAGGUCUGCGUCAGUGAAACUAGUCGAUCAAAAGUUUCAUCAAAAUCGGCAAAAUCCGGGUCGAGUAAGCAAAGCUCAAUGAAAUCAUUGACCCCCAGUGAACGCCGCAAAGAGCUGCUCCUAGCGAAGAUGAAGCGAGAAGAGUUGGAAAAACAACAUGAAGCAACCUUAAGACUGAAACAACAGGAAGCCAUCAUCGAAGAGCAACAGCAUUUGAUUGAGAUGGAACGAAAACAACAAGAAAUUAAAUUUGAAAUUGACCGUAAAGAGCAAGAACAUCGUUUACGAAUCGAAAAAAGUCGGCUUGAAAUGGAACGAUUAAGCGAAGAAAAUCGUAUUAAAGUAGCUGAAGCAAAAAUAGUUGAAACUGAAUACCUCGAAGAGUCUGAAAUAGAUCAGCAUCUCGAGCUGGCGUCUUCGGUUGAUCGUCGUUCUGACAGGGUAAACGAUUGGGUUGAUCAUGCAUUAGAAAACCAAAAAGGACCCAAGAUAGUUCCGUCUUUUUCAAAGUUUGAAAACUGUAUAAAUAUAGAAAGUGGUUCGCAUCAACACAGAAAUGUGUCCACAGCGGAAGCUUCACCUCGGCGAUCGUUGCCGAAUCGGACUUUUGAUUGUGAUCAACAAUGUUAUCCCUAUCAACCAACCGUCUCGUUCAGCGAUGGCGAUGGAAUCAAGCACGCUGUAUCCACUAAUCCUGAUCACGAAACGCAGUCGUUGCUUAUUUCCAAUAACGCUACACUUUGCGAAAACAAUACAUCAUCAUUUUUUAAUCCAACUGGAACAGCAGCUACCAAUACUCCGGUAUGCUGUUACUUCUCUGUACCUCUUCCUUUGUCGUCCAUUCAACAUACCCCCGUCAACAACUUCAAUAACGAUUCCCGAGUUGUUGGAAACAUGCCCGCCAUCUCCAAUCAAUACUCUGGAUACACCCCUCAUGCCAUUGUGUCACAACCACCUGCAAGCUUCACCUCGGCGAUCGUUGCCGAAUCGGACUUUUGA
Messenger RNA from Symsagittifera roscoffensis, 1020 nucleotides. Its product is annotated as trichohyalin-like. The record is from RefSeq and is a predicted model, not a curated record. The coding region runs from base 1 to 1020 and encodes 339 amino acids. Lineage: Eukaryota; Metazoa; Xenacoelomorpha; Acoela; Convolutidae. The transcript has a single exon.